Messenger RNA from Chlorocebus sabaeus (green monkey), 4751 nucleotides. It is a transcript of the gene ALS2CL, whose product is annotated as ALS2 C-terminal like. Gene Ontology annotation, biological process: endosomal transport; regulation of GTPase activity. Lineage: Eukaryota; Metazoa; Chordata; Mammalia; Primates; Cercopithecidae. Gene Ontology annotation, cellular component: cytoplasmic vesicle; cytoplasm. Gene Ontology annotation, molecular function: guanyl-nucleotide exchange factor activity; small GTPase binding. The record is from RefSeq and is a predicted model, not a curated record.
CAGGGGGCAGGGUCGGGGUGCGAGCUCCGAGCUGCGCGCAAUCCAGGCGCGGGGCAACCACAGCGCUCAGCUGUAACCUGUGCCCUACAUGGGAGGCCCUGAGUCUGGCACCCAGCCAUGUGCAACCCUGAGGAGGCAGCCCUGCUGAGGCUGGAGGAGGUCUUCUCAGCCACCCUCGCCCGUGUCAACAGCUGUGUCCUCCAGCCCCUGCUCCCAGCCGCCCCAGAGCCCUCGGAUCCCUGGGGCAGAGAGUGCCUGCGGCUCUUGCAACAGCUGCACAAGAGCUCCCAGCAGCUCUGGGAGGUGACGGAGGAAAGUCUGCACUCACUGCAGGAGAGGCUGCGCCACCCGGACUCCACCGGUCUGGAGUCCCUGCUGCUGCUGCGAGGUGCUGACCGUGUACUGCAGGCCCACAUAGAGUACAUCGAAUCCUACACAAGCUGCAUGGUGGUGCAGGCCUUCCAGAAGGCAGCAAAGAGGAGAAGCGAGUAUUGGCGGGGCCAGCGGAAGGCGCUGCGGCAGCUGUUGUCAGGUGUGAGCUCAGAGGGCUCGGUGGGCUCGUCGCUGGGCCAGGCCCUCCACCAGCCACUCACCCAUCAUGUGCAACAGUACGUGCUCCUCCUGCUGAGCCUCGGGGACACCAUUGGGGAGCAUCACCCAACCCAGGAGCUGGUGGUGAACGCAGUCACCCUCUUUGGGAACCUGCAGUCCUUCAUGAAGCAGGCUUUGGACCAGGCUGCAGCCACGCAGGCUCUCUGGCACACCCUGAGAGGCCGGCCAAGGGAUGUGCUCUGCACCCCUGCUCACAGACUCCUUCAGGACAGCCAGGACGUCCCCGUGACGGUCGCACCGCUGCGGGCUGAGCGUGUGCUGCUCUUUGAUGAUGCCCUCGUCCUGCUGCAGGGCCACAACGUCCACACCUUUGAUCUGAAGCUGGUGUGGGUGGAUCCUGAGCAGGACGGGUGCACAUUUCACCUCCUCACGCCUGAAGAAGAGUUCUCCUUUUGUGCCAAGGACUCCCAGGGCCAGGCAGUCUGGCAGUGGAAGGUGACCCAGGCCGUUCGCCAGGUCCUGCGUGGGAAGAAGGACUUCCCCGUGCUGGGGGCUGGCCUGGAGCCCUCCCAGCCUCCCGCCUGCCGCUGCGCGGAAUAUACCUUCCGCGCAGAGGGCCGGCUUUGCCAGGCCACCUAUGAGGGCGAGUGGUGCAGGGCCCGGCCCCACGGCAAGGGAACCCUGAAAUGGCCGGAUGGGCGGAAUCACGUGGGGAAUUUCUGCCAGGGCCUGGAGCAUGGCUUCGGCAUCCGCCUGCUGCCCCAGGCCUCUGAGGACAGGUUCGACUGUUACAAGUGCCACUGGCGAGAAGGCAGCAUGUGCGGCUACGGCAUCUGUGAGUACAGCACCGAUGAGGUGUACAAGGGCUACUUCCAUGAGGGCCUGCGGCACGGAUUUGGGGUCCUUGAGAGUGGUCCACAGGCCCCCCAGCCCUUCAGGUACACAGGCCACUGGGAGAGGGGCCAGAGGAGCGGCUAUGGCAUCGAGGAGGAUAGUGACAGAGGCGAGCGCUACAUCGGCAUGUGGCAGGCUGGUCAGCGCCAUGGCCCAGGGGUCGUGGUCACCCAGGCAGGUGUCUGCUACCAGGGCACCUUCCAGGCGGACAAGACGGUGGGUCCAGGCAUCCUCCUCUCUGAAGACGACUCCCUGUAUGAGGGCACCUUCACCAGGGACCUGACCCUCAUGGGGAAGGGCAAGGUCACCUUCCCCAAUGGCUUCACCUUGGAGGGCUCGUUUGGCAGUGGGGCAGGGAGAGGACUGCACACACAGGGUGUGCUGGACACAGCUGCCCUCCCACCGGACCCGAGCAACACCUGCAAGAGGCAGCUGGGCGUGGGUGCCUUCCCUGUGGAAAGCCGCUGGCAGGGAGUCUACAGGCCCUUCCGGGACUUUGUGUGUGCUGGCUGCCCCAGGGACCUGCAGGAGGCCCUGCUGGGCUUUGACGUGCAGAGCUCCAGGGAGCUGCGCAGGUCUCAGGAUUACCUGUGCUGCGAGAGGACCCACCCCGAGGACAGUGUGGGCAGUAUGGAAGACAUCCUGGAGGAGCUGCUACAGCACCGGGAACCCAAGGCCCUGCAGCCGUACCUCAGGAAGGCUCUGAGCAACUCACUGCACCCUCUGGGAAAGCUGCUCCGGACACUGAUGCUAACCUUCCAGGCUACCUAUGCGGGUGUCGGGGCCAACAAGCACCUGCAGGAGCUGGCCCAGGAGGAGGUGAAGCAGCAUGCCCGCGAACUCUGGGCUGCCUACAGGGGUCUGCUUCGAGUUGCCUUACAGCGCAAGGGCCAGGCCCUGGAGGAAGAUGAAGACACAGAGACAAGAGACCUCCAGGUACAUGGAUUGGUGCUGCCCCUCAUGCUGCCCAGCUUCUACUCAGAGCUCUUCACGCUCUACCUGCUGCUUCAUGAGCGGGAGGACAGCUUCUACAGCCAGGGCAUCGCCAACCUGAGCCUCUUUCCUGAUACCCAACUGCUCGAGUUCCUGGAUGUGCAGAAGCACCUGUGGCCCCUCAAGGACCUCACGCUGACGAGCAAUCAGAGGUACUCCCUGGUCAGGGACAAGUGUUUCCUGUCAGCCACCGAGUGCCUGCAGAAGAUCAUGACCACGGUGGACCCACGGGAGAAGCUGGAGGUGCUGGAGAGGACAUACGGGGAAAUUGAGGGCACGGUGUCGCGGGUGCUGGGCCGGGAGUACAAGCUGCCCAUGGACGACCUGCUGCCGCUUCUCAUCUAUGUGGUGUCGCGCGCCCGAAUUCAGCACCUGGGAGCCGAGAUCCACCUGAUCCGUGACAUGAUGGACCCCAACCACACAGGAGGCCUGUAUGACUUCCUGCUCACGGCCUUGGAGUCCUGUUACGAGCACAUCCAGAAAGAAGACAUGAGGCUGCACCGCUUACCUGGCCACUGGCACUCCAGGGAGCUCUGGUAGCUUGGCCUUUCCUGGACAGACUGCAGAGCUGAGCAGGGCAUUGCUGGCCUGUCCCUCAUUACCCAAGGCAAAGGGCAGGACAGACCCUUGGAAGCAGCUCUUUUGUUUUGCUUUUUGUUUUGCACAGGAAGAUGCUGCUGCUGCCCUGAUUGGGAUGAGGGUGAGGGGUGACGGGUGUGGCCCUGGACGUGGUGGUUUUCCCUUGGCCACUAGCCCAUCUCCAAUGACCCCUUAAUCUGCAGCAGCUCACAGGCUGGGGGUGAGGAGCUCCUGACUUCUCUUAGCCUGAGCCUUUCUCCCAAGUUGCAGAGCCUCUCUGGGCCUCAGUGCUGCCAUCUGUAAAUGGUGGAGUGAGUACGCUGUAAAGGACCUUCCAUCCAUUUUGCUGAAUUCCAGAGUCCUUUCGGAAGACUGACUUCAGUCUGCUGGGCUGUCCUGACCUCUGGCAGGCUCUAAGCCUCGCUGGGUAUGCAGUCAAUAGGGUGGGCCUGGAGGUCCGUGAACUGCAGGCCGUGUACCCAUGACAUAAACGGUGGCACUGGAGCAAGCUGGGGCAGGGGGUGGGCAAACCCUCACUGCCAGCACACCCCAAGUGGCCUGUGAAUCAUUCACCUGUGACCUCUGUGGGCCUGCGGGGGGACAGCAGGAGCACAUGACAUCUGCCUGGGCCCUGACCAAUAAACCCUCAGACCCUGCUGUGGUUGGGGAGCAGGGGUACCUUUGGGAGGGGAGGACUUUAUUUAAACAGCGGUUCUAGUGUGGGAACAAGAGAGGCAGCAGCUGGAUCUUGGGGCACCUUCAUUCCUGUUGGGCCUCAGUUUCUCUUCCCCACAUUGAGGGACUUGUGCCGGGUGACAUGCAGGGUCUCCCUCUGCCCUAACAGGAUGUGCAUGAUGACAGGCAGUGUGAUGUGUUCUGAAAGGGUCCACGGCAAAGCACAGGGAGAGGGUGGAUUUGUGUAGGGUGCAGCUCUGGAGAAGAAGCUGGAUCACUCCUGGUCCCACUCUCUAGGCCCUGAGCAAGUCAGGCUCCUGGCUCUGGUUGUGGCUCCCCCAGAUGAAGUACUGACCUCAGCCUAUGAGGGGAGGGUUGAGGGAGGCUCUGGAAAGUCCAGCCACACCUGAGUCCCCAACAGUAGCCUUGGGGCAGAGGGCACCCACAGAAUCCCAGAGAUGAUGUGAGAAGUGGGCAGAGAGAGCCUGGUGCCUCUGUUUGCCACCACCUCCCCAGGAAGGAGGGAGAGCCUUUCUCUGGCUGAUUCCACUAAAUGUGCCAGCCCAAAUGCAGGGCACGGGCUCUGGUUCUGCCAGGAGCCUGCAGCACCCCCAGGAAGGGGAUGGAACUGCAGAAGAGCGAGGACAUACAGGGUGCACAGGCACUCAUGCUUACUGGGACUGGGCAGCUCACUAGGAUUCUAUCCUUUCCAACCGGCAUCAGCCAGCUCUUGUCCCCUGACAAGUGAGGACAGCCUGACCCUGCCCUCAAAUGCAGCCCGCCCUGAGUUCACGCGAUGCUGAUGGAACCCCAGCGUACUUCCCUGCCUCCUUUGAGAUUUGUGAGCCCUUGCUGCAGUUCAGAUUCAACAAGGCCCUCUGCCCACCCUCUCACUAGGCCUCACCCAACACCGGUGGAACUGGAGCCUCUGGCUGGGCACAGUGGCUCACUUUGGGAGGCUGAGGCAGGAAGAUUGCUGGAACCUGAGAGUUCAAGACCAGCCUGGGCAAUAUAGUGAGACCCUGUCCUACAAAAAUAAAAUAAAAUAAUUAGCUGGG